Messenger RNA from Phycomyces blakesleeanus NRRL 1555(-), 387 nucleotides. RefSeq lists its product as hypothetical. Bases 1 to 387 code for a protein of 128 amino acids. NCBI's taxonomy places the organism in Eukaryota, Fungi, Mucoromycota, Mucoromycetes, Mucorales, Phycomycetaceae. The transcript is spliced from 2 exons. The record is from RefSeq and is a predicted model, not a curated record.
AUGGCUGUCGUAUUGCCAUUCAUUCUUGUGGGUGCACCAAUUGGGUACUUUACUUGGACGGGCGUGUUUGAAACAGUUGACCGUCAAGUAAGCCAACUUAUCAGUCCCCAAACUCCAGAUUCUUCAGUUACAUCUCCGUCUGGUGUAGGAGCAGUGUGUGGCGUACUUGGUUCGAGUGUGGUUCUCACUAAGGUAUUGCUGGGGUCUAGCACGCGUCAUCGAUUGUUCUUUGGACCUCCUCCACCAAACACUUCUUUGAGAAUGGCCACCUUAUACAAAGGCUUUGAAUUUCUCUUGAGAAGUGCUGGUAUAUUUUAUGGUGCUGCUGCUGUAGGAGCAACCACUGGAAGAUUAGCUGUUUCUUUAAGAGACAAGAAGAUAAAAUAA